GCCCGGGCAGAGGCAGUGAGCGCGCCAUGGAGGACGACGGCUGCUGCUACCGCGACGCGCUCAGCAUCUUCCUGGCCAACCGGCGACUCACCAUCGAGGUGCAGCGCGAGCGAGAGCUCUACCGCCGGCUGCGAGCCCGCGACGUCAAGACGCUGCUGCUGGGAUGUGGUUCAUCCGGAAAAUCAACUUUUAUGAAGCAGGUGAGGAUUAUUGAAGAAGGCGGUUUCACUGAAGAAGAACGGAAAACUUUUAAGCCAGUAAUUUGCCAAAAUGUUAUCACAUCUACUCAGAUGCUGAUUAUGGGAGUGCAGUUAUAUGAGCUUCAGUAUGAGUCCAAAAAAUCAGAGGAAUGUGCAAAAAUGAUCAUGGAACUGGAAGUGAUGGAGGUGACAGAGAUAAAUGCCACUGUGCUGGCAGCUGUGAAACAAUUGUGGAGGGAUAGCGGUAUACAGGCCUGCUACAAACGCCGUGACGAGUUGUACCUUUUGGAUUCUACAAAAUAUUUCAUGAGGAGGCUGGACGUCAUAUCUGCACCGGACUAUAUCCCUACAGAGCAGGACGUCCUCAGGUCCAGGAGCCCCACGUCGGGUGUCAUCGAGUAUCGUCUACCCAUCCAGAACUAUGACAAGAAACUCUGCAUUGUCGAUGUAGGAGGGCAGAGGUCUGAGCGCCCCAAAUGGGUUCACUGUUUUGAAAACUGUGUCGCAUUUAUUUUUAUAUCUGCCAUAAGUGAGUACAACCAGCUCAACGAACGUGGCCAGAAUCGGGUGAGCGAGAGCUUGGCACUCUUCAAGGUGUUGCUCACGUGUUCGGCAUUUCGUUACACUUCAGUUAUUGUUUUCCUGAACAAAGUGGACGUUUUUGAUGAGAAGAUCAAGAAACACCAUCUUUCUCACUACUUCCCAGAAUAUAAAGGGCCAAAAAAGGAUCCAGAGUCAGCAAAAGAAUUUUUUGCUGAGAAGUUUCAGAAAUGUUGCCACGAUGCGAGAAAGAGUGUCUACGUACGCUAUACUUGUGCCACAGAUACUGAGAACAUGACAGCAGUAUUUUCCACAGUUCGAGACUUCAUCACCAAGAGGAUGAUGUUGCAGUUCAAUGUACAAUAAUAUAGACUACAUUUUCUCCCUACAGUUCCUCUCAGGUUAAUGAUUACAGAUGUAAAUAUCAUUUUCUAACCUGACAUGUGUUUUCAGUAUUAUAAAUAAAAAUUAUGUUUGAACAAUUAAAAA
Molecule: messenger RNA, 1229 nt
Organism: Schistocerca nitens (vagrant locust)
Lineage: Eukaryota; Metazoa; Arthropoda; Insecta; Orthoptera; Acrididae
Product: guanine nucleotide-binding protein subunit alpha-11-like
Exons: 8
Coding region: 27-1106 (359 amino acids)
Biological process (GO): adenylate cyclase-modulating G protein-coupled receptor signaling pathway
Cellular component (GO): heterotrimeric G-protein complex
Molecular function (GO): G-protein beta/gamma-subunit complex binding; G protein-coupled receptor binding; GTPase activity
Source: RefSeq, a predicted model, not a curated record